Molecule: messenger RNA, 2853 nt
Organism: Tachysurus vachellii
Lineage: Eukaryota; Metazoa; Chordata; Actinopteri; Siluriformes; Bagridae
Gene: fam72a
Product: family with sequence similarity 72 member A
Exons: 4
Coding region: 480-923 (147 amino acids)
Cellular component (GO): cytosol
Source: RefSeq, a predicted model, not a curated record
AAGUGCAUAUGUUUGUUUAGGCUAGCUUAGCCUACCUCGCUAUAUCAUCCUCUUUGUAGUUCAGCGUUUUAAUCGUAUAUUUAAUUUAUAUUUAUUUAAAUCUCAUGUCUUAUAAAAACGAACAAAAAACAAAGCAGCAAGCAUCCGUUAUGUUGUUACAGCUCGACUGUUAAUGUACUAGCGAGCUUUGUUAUUGUCAUUAGACAUGUUUUGCUAGCUGGAUGUCUUGUGUUGUAAUGUAUAAAUACGGCGUUUUAGCUUUGUAGACCUGUCAAACAGGUCAUCUAGGAAUCUUUCUGUAAGAUCCAUCUUAGUUUAUUUAAUAUCAGAGCGCAAAAUCUAAAGCUAGGUAACUAACGUUAGCUAACAUCCGGUUUAAACAGCCGCAAGCAGGUAACGGUAGGUUUUUAAAAGGAAGUGAGCAGUUUCUCAUUGAUCCGAUCUGCAGGGUUUGUUUGUUUGUUUGUUCGAGCUCUACGAUGUCUACGUCCAAUUUUAAGAAUAAAUGUGUUGCUCAAGUGAACUGCAUUUACUGCGAUAGCCUUCUGUGUACAAGGGGAAUGAAAGCUGUGCUUUUAGCUGAUACAGAAAUCGAGCUGUUCUCCACUGACAUGCCUCCAAACAGGACCGUCGAUUUUGUUGCAGGCUGCUAUUCGACAGAAAGCUGUAAAUGCAAAUUAAGAGACAUCGCUUGCUUGAAGUGUGGAAAUGUUGUGGGGUAUCAUGUAGUGGCUCCGUGCAAACCCUGCCUGCUCUCCUGUAACAACGGCCACUUCUGGAUGUUCAACAGUGAAGCUGUUUCCACCAUUAACAGACUGGACGCAUCAGGAGUGAAUCUGCUGCUGUGGGGAGAUCUGCCGGAGCUGGAGGGAAGUGAGGACGAGAGCACAGGCAGCCUUUCAGAAGAGGAAUACCUCAGAUAGAAGGUCAUAGAGGUAUCAUUGCCCUCUUCCUCCGUUAAAUAAGUACUUGGGAGACUCUUGUGAGAAUCGCCAUUUGAAGCACAUCCUGUUUGUUGACUAUGGGGUGGGGGCUGGGGUGGGGUGGGAAUGCAGAUGCCGACGCCGCAGAUUGAUGAAGCUUUUUGUCUUAUCAUUGCACCCUCGACAGCAGCCUGCUUUUUUUGAGUAUAUUUUUGCUACAGCACCUGAUAUGACUAGAUCACGUGAAAACGCACGAGCCUUUGAGUCAUUUUCUUCUUGCCGAUUUCAUCCCAUUCGAUAAACUCUGACAACUGGAAGAAAAUGUGAUGUGUCGGGUGAAAAAAAAAGAAGCAAAUCUGUCCAAAUAAGCCUGUCAUGCAGUUAUUUCAAACUGCAACAGUGUGCAUUAUUAAUUAACAUUAAUUAUUUUCGUUGUUUUAUGGAAACGACAUACUUGAAAUAUAACAAAUGUGAGCAACAUAUUUUCUGUGAAAGAAUCGCAGAAGCACUUCAUCACGUGUAUAUUAACUUUUAUUUAAAAAAAAAAGACAUCAUGCCAAGUCUUGAGUGUAAUUUGAGUGAAAUUCAUGAAAACAGUUGAAUAAUAAGAGCGUGAAUGACAUGUGAGGUAAACCUGGGGAUGGACGGAUGGAUGAAAUGUGUGUAAAUGCGUACGAGGGACGGUUUUGAUUUUUUUUUCCUUCCUUUAUUUUUUUUUUGUACCAAUUUUUACUUACAUAAUCAUACGUUAAGCCUUAUGCUACGUUCACACAUAUAGCGACUCAGAGUCAAAGCGAUAGUUCGUUUUCAGUGAUAUGAUGCGACUCGGUGCAGUGACCAAUUAGAGUGAAGCCCGUUAACACGCACGCUAGAACGCGCUUUUUAUCUCGUAUAUGAUGCAUAGACACAUUGAUGUGUGUGUGUGUAAUAUAUAUAUAUAUAUAUAUAUAUAUAUAUAUAUAUAUACACACACACACACACACAUGUCAAACCUCUCUCCAGAUCGCUUAAAGUGCCAAUGUCAAUAAGAAACAUUAUUACUAUGGCAACCCAAAGCAGGAACGCCUACUGACGACUUUAUAGUGCAGCGAUAAAAUCGCCGUAUUUGUGAACGCAGCAUGAGGUCGAAGUAGAGUAGCACAAUUUUGGAGUUAGAUGAACCUAAACACAACUUGCUAACGCUGAUAUUCGAAAUAGCCAGUCUUAUAACAUGUAAUAUACUGUAUGUACACAAAAACAUGCACUGAAAUACAGUUUAAUAAUAGCAUUAUUUACACAAUUUCUUUUUUUUUUUUUUUUGUGCACGGUUUCUACACAGCAUCUUUUCUGCUUCCUGAUAUUCAUUUUUGACAGAACUUUAACCAAUACAUUUUUUUUUUCUGCUUCCAUGGGAAUCAUUCAACUGACAAAUAGGAAGAAUUACUUUUCUCCUCUAUCCUAUUUUUUACCAAAAAAUGUAAAACAAAUAAAUAUAUAUAUAAAGAAAUCCUUUAAUUUCACAAAAAUGAAUUAACUGUAUUAUUAUUUAUUAGUAAUUAUGUUGUGAAGGCACGUGCUCUCAAAAUUUCUUCAGAUAUCUGAAAUGUUAAGGUACUGACUAAAAAAAAGAUGGUGUUAUUGGCUUUUUUUUUUUUCUGGCUUUGCAAUUUGCAUUAAGAUGACUUGACCAAAAUAAAACGGUAGAAAUACUAUUAUUUUUAACUUAUUAACAGAAACGGUUUAUUUUCUGUAAUUUAUCAACAUUGUGAAUGUUUAUAUUUAUUAACAGACACGAGACUGUAUUUAUACUCUGAUAAAUUUCUCUCGCUCCGUCUGAUGACUGAAAGGAAGUUUGUAAUUCUUCGACUUUGCACUGUAAAAGUGUUGCUGGAUUGAACUUCAAGUUGUUUUGUAUGCUUGCUGUCUUGAUAUUAAACGUUUUUAAAGUGAA